UCGAGACGUCUACACCGAAGUUUCGACACUGGAUUGAUGCAAAGAAAGAAGCAACGGAGAUCACAGAGCGGGGGAUAGGAGUGUACAGGCGAAAGGUGAAGCUGCCGUCUAAAUACUUUCGAUCUAGCAGAAGUGCAGGACCUGCUGCUGGUGGCAAGCUAUCAGUACAGCUGUACUUUCACGGUUGCUGGUUGCGCUGUAAGGUGUUCGUUUUGAAAAGUGGCAAGAGUGAUGAGGCUUUUUCGACUCAAUGGCAUGAACUCGGA
Molecule: messenger RNA, 266 nt
Organism: Amoebophrya sp. A25
Lineage: Eukaryota; Dinophyceae; Syndiniales; Amoebophryaceae
Source: the annotation of a GenBank genome assembly